AUGGCCAAAAUUACACUCUUUUCGACUUUGACUACAAUUAUUUUCCUUUUCGUCGCCAAGAUACGAGCCGAAUGUAUCCUUUACACUCCCAACCUGGGAGUAGGCAUCACAGAUGGACAACCCUUCCAAGUUUACUGGCUGGGGUGUACUCCCCCAUAUGUUGUUAGCUUGUGGGACCAAGACACCAGCAACAUCCUGACGACCUACAGGGGAAGCGGGACCAGCGUCUCCUUCACUGUGAAUCAUGGUGUUGGUGUAAAUGUAUACGUUACACUAUCAGAUGGUAUUGGUGACAAGAUCACUAGUGUCCCAUACCUUGUCAAGGCUGCCACAGGAGGUGGCGGAUCAACCAGAAUCUUGUCAUCAAAUACCCUCCUUCCAUCGCCGACACAAACGUUUACAAACACAUUUACCAACACCUUCACCAACACCUUUACCGACACCUUUACCGAUACAUUCACAGAUACCUUUACCGACACCAAUUGGCCUUCCUUCUCAUUUCCGACAAACACUGACUGGCUGUCGUCUUACUCCUUCCCCACUGACAGCGCUUACUUGAGCUCUAUCCUCAGCCACCUACAUUCCCUCCCAACCAAUUUUCCCACCAGCAGACCUACGGAUGGUGGUUCGUCCAAGAAGAAAACGCCCAUCGCUGCGAUCGUUGGAGGAGCAGCGGGUGGAGUGGUUGGUUUGGCGCUUAUCGCAGGGCUGAUCUUCUUCAUCGUCAAUCAAUCCAAGAAACAGCAGCGCGAUAAUGAAGGACUUAUGGGUCAGCCUACAGGUCCAGGUGUGCUCGGUUCGCCGCAGAUGUCCCAAACCCCUGGAAUGUACGGCGCCACUCCUAUGGAUCCCAAUAAUUACAAUCAGGGUUAUCACCCUCAGGGGAUAGUCCCUCCGUCCACUCCCUCUGUCCAAGGGUCAUCUCCCUUACCGACGAACAAUUUUAAUGGAGCGUAUAAUCCUCAGGCCUACGCUCCAACCCAAGGAGGUUCAGACACACAAACUACCUAUACUCAGCCUCAGUCAUUUGCUAGCCAACCUCAGCAGCAGUACUACGGUGGCGAUCCCUUCCCCAGACCUCCGCAAGUAUAG
This is a messenger RNA of Cantharellus anzutake, 1092 nucleotides long. RefSeq lists its product as uncharacterized. The transcript is spliced from 6 exons. The coding region runs from base 1 to 1092 and encodes 363 amino acids. NCBI's taxonomy places the organism in Eukaryota, Fungi, Basidiomycota, Agaricomycetes, Cantharellales, Hydnaceae. The record is from RefSeq and is a predicted model, not a curated record.